Molecule: messenger RNA, 865 nt
Organism: Durusdinium trenchii
Lineage: Eukaryota; Dinophyceae; Suessiales; Symbiodiniaceae
Source: the annotation of a GenBank genome assembly
CUCCAAAAACGUCUCGCUUUCGCGCUUCGCUCGCCACGGCAGUGCUCCUCGCAGUGCUCCUCCUCACGUCGCACCUUCACUUCGGCGCGCCGUCGCACGGAGUCAGCGUUUUCUGCCAUGACGUCGAGUGCAAGUCCUGAUGGCACAGACUACAAAUGGUGGACUCAUAGCGUGCAGAGCGGCACCUUGGAGCACAGUGGGCACCUUAUAGCUGUGGAGAAGCUGCAGAAGGGCCCAGAGGUGGAGGAGAGGCGCCACUUCCUGCGGCUCAUCAGCAACCUGGGGAAGCGCGGAAAACUGGCGCAGGCUUUCAAGGCGGCGGAGGAGAUGAAACAACACGGCCUUAGCCUGGACUUGAGUUGCUACACCGCCCUGGUGGAGGCCUCGAUCCGCUCCCAUGACCUGGAUUUGGCUCUGGAGACGCUGAACGCCAUGCGCGCCGAGCUGGGUCCGCGGGCGCGCUUGCCCAAGGAGACUCACAAUGACCUCAUCAGCGCCUGUGGCUUCGCAGAUCAGUGGGAACGAUGUGUAGAGCUUCUCAAACAGCUUCAGCGGCUCCCAUCGCCGCCCUGCACCAGCGCCUAUUACAGCGUGGUGCGUGCGUGCUGCCGCUGCAAACAAUAUCCCACCGCUCUCCAGCUGCUGCAGCAAAUGGAGAAACAUGGCCCUGUGCACUACGAGGCCUCUCAAGCCUUGCGCUUGGAGCUGGUCGAGGUGCUUCCCAAUGGGCACUGGAAGACCUGGGAGACCAAUCGCGCUCACGAUCACAUUUUCACCACUUGGGGUCAAGACGGCCCCAAACGAUAAGCUGUGCAAAAGAGGAUGCAUUGCAUCGUACCCUGUGAUUCCGAGAGAUUGAGACAGG